AGUUCUUUCUUUCAGGAUGGCGCUGUAACAAAGAAGAAUGAGUACUGUAUACCAGAGACUAUAAUAUAGAAGUAGGAUUUCAAAGUAUUUCAGGUGUGCUCAUUUCAAGGAUUCUUCUUGGACAUUUUAAGGGGUCCUACUGAGGGUCAAUUGAAAUUUUCCAGUGUGCAGCGUCAGAAUAUUUCAGAAUUGCAGUGGGAUUCACUUCCGAACACUUUUUAAAGACACAAUGAUGCAGUAUGUGGUGUCCAGACCACUUUACACAGAAGAUGACUUUACAGAUGAGCAUGAGAAAGUCUGUCGACAACACAAGACAACACUCGGCCAUGUUAAAGAAUACUUCACUUGCAACUCAGAACGUGCAAAGAAUGCAGCUUUGUCUUUGCUGCCAAUCAUUGGAUGGAUGAAAAUGUACAAUAUCAAAGAAUGGAUACUGGGUGAUAUUGUAUCUGGAGUGAGCACUGGGCUGGUGGCUGUACUGCAAGGACUGGCAUACAGCUUACUAGCAUCUCUUCCUGCCUGGUAUGGAUUGUAUGCUGCCUUUUUCCCUGUAAUCAUAUACUUUUUCUUUGGAACUUCUAGACACAUCUCUGUGGGAGCUUUUCCAGUCCUGAGUCUCAUGAUAGGGUCUGUAGUGACCAGGCUGGUACCUGAUGAUGGUCCUCCAGCCAACAUCACAGGCUUUGAUGGGCUUACAAUGGACCAGCAAAGAGCCAUAGUGUCUGCCUCACUUACCUUUCUAAUUGGCAUUUUCCAGCUUGGCAUGGGGUUGCUGCAGAUUGGAUUCAUAGUCAUUUAUCUGUCUGAUACUCUGGUGUCUGGGUUCACUACUGCUGCUGCAGUCCACAUCUUGGUGUCACAACUCAAAUUUAUUUUUGGGCUGAAGGUACCAGGCUUCAGUGGACCAUUCGCCAUUAUAAAAAUUCUGGAGAAAACCUUUGGACAGAUCACAUCGACAAAUGUCCAUGAUUUGGUGACGUCACUUGUGGUAAUGAUUGUUGUAUUCAUUGUGAAAGAACUCAAUGAAAGAUUCAAGAAAAAGCUUCCGGUCCCCAUCCCAAUAGAAGUCAUCAUGACUAUCAUUGCAUGUGGAAUAUCUUAUGCAUACAAUUUCAGAGACAAUUUUGGAGUGGAUGUUGUAGGAAAAAUACCAGAUGGAUUUGAGCCACCACUUGCUCCUAAUUUUCAGGUCUUUCAGGAGACGGCAGUAGAUGCUUUCCCAAUGUCUAUAGUUGGUUUUGCUGUAGCUUUUGCUGUGGCUAAAGUCUAUGCUGUCAAACAUGACUAUGUUAUUGAUGGAAACCAGGAGCUCAUAGCUUUUGGUGCAAGCAACAUCUUUGGUGGAGCGUUCAAAUCCCUGGCAGCUAGCACAGCUCUCUCCAGGAGUGCAGUACAGGAGAGCACAGGGGGCAAAACACAGGUUGCUGGUCUUCUGUCUGCAGUUAUUGUCCUGGUAGUAACUCUGGCCAUAGGGUUCUUGCUAGAGCCACUGCCGAAGUCAGUGCUAGGUGCAGUGGUAAUAGUGAAUCUGAAAGGGAUGCUGAUGCAGGUCUGUGAAGUCCCAUACCUCUGGAAAAAGGAUCGACCUGACUGUUUUGUUUGGGUUGUGACCUGUGUGGCCUCCAUAUUGCUGGGGCUAGAUCUCGGCCUUGCUGUGGGACUCGGAGCAGAGAUGAUUGUUGUUGUCUUCAGGACUCAGUUUCCACACUGCUGUGUCCUAGCAAACAUCGCUGGCACUGAAAUUUACAGGAACCGCAAAGACUAUGUCAAUAUAUAUGAACCAGAGGGAGUGAAGAUUUUCAGAAUUCCUUCACCAAUAUUCUUUGCAAAUAUUGAUUUCUUCAGAGACAAACUGAUUGAUGCUGUGGGCUUCAAUCCACUGAGGGUACUGAGAAAGAGAAAUAAAGCCCUGCGAAAAAUUAAGAAGCUAAUUAAGAAUGGGGAACUCAUAGUCACAGAUAAGAGACUAUAUGCAACAGGCUUCUUGGUAACUGAAGAGUCAGAAGAUGAGAGCAAUAUGGAGGACUUAGAUAAGCCAGUAGACUUCUCGGGCCUUCCUAUUCAGGUGAACUGGAGAGCAGAGCUUCCUGCCAACAUCUCUGUUCCUCCAGUAGACAUCCACAGUCUUGUGCUUGACUUCUCUGCUGUCUCCUUCAUUGAUAUCUCAGCCCUCAAAGGUCUUAAAAUGGCUUUGAAAGAGUUUAUCCGCAUUGACGUUGAGGUCUACAUUGUGGCCUGUGAUCCUUACAUCAUUGAGAAACUCAAGAGCUGCAAAUUCUUUGAUGAUGAGAUUAAAACAUCCAUCUUUUUUCUGACCCUCCAUGAUGCUGUGCUGCACAUACGUAAUCUACAUCCACCUUACAGCAUUUGUGAAAAGGUAUAUAACAACAUAAAUCACAAGCUGAAUAAUGAAAAUUAUAACAUGCGCAACAGAGAAAAAACAGGCAAGAAACCAGAGACCAGGUUGUAAUGAACAAUCAGUAUCUCACAAGUAUGUUGGGGAAACCAAGACAGAAUCGACUAUUGGAUGUUUUAAAUCUUGAGAAUUAUUAAUGUAAUUUAUAGCUGGAUUUUUCUGGCAAAAUAAAAUGUAUAUUAGUUGAAAUAUAUAUUAGAAUUAUAUUAUAUAUAUAUUAGGCUUAGAACAAAUGCGUACUGUAUAAUGUUUUGAUUUUUUUUUUUACAAACGAAAUUAUGCAUUUUGAGACCUUUUAUGUGUUUUAUGUUUAUAUAUACACACACACCAUAACUUUGUCACUA
Messenger RNA from Tachysurus vachellii, 2760 nucleotides. RefSeq names its product solute carrier family 26 member 3, tandem duplicate 2 (gene slc26a3.2). Gene Ontology annotation, molecular function: secondary active sulfate transmembrane transporter activity; chloride transmembrane transporter activity; oxalate transmembrane transporter activity. The coding region runs from base 230 to 2470 and encodes 746 amino acids. Gene Ontology annotation, cellular component: membrane. Lineage: Eukaryota; Metazoa; Chordata; Actinopteri; Siluriformes; Bagridae. The record is from RefSeq and is a predicted model, not a curated record. The transcript has 22 exons. Gene Ontology annotation, biological process: transmembrane transport.